AUGAGUGACCAAAAUUUGGAAACAAUUUCACAACAGCGGAAACUUCCUGAAUGGAUGUCUAAACAGAAUAAAAAAUGUACUGGGCAAGAAAAAAAGCCUUCUGUUCAGAAGAGUGUCUUGGAAGAUGAUCUCCCCUUCUUGGAAUUCACUGGCUCUAUUGUGUAUAGUUAUGAAGCCAGUGAUUGCUCUUUCCUAUCAGAAGAUAUUUGCAUGAGCCUAUCUGAUGGAGCUGUGAUAGGAUUUGACAUGGAAUGGCCACCAGUUUACAAUAAAGGGAAGCUAGGCAAAGUUGCUCUAGUUCAGUUAUGUGUGUCAGAGAACAAAUGUUACUUAUUUCACGUUUCUUCUAUGUCAGUUUUCCCCCAGGGAUUGAAAAUGUUACUUGAGAAUGAAGCAAUUAAAAAGGCAGGUGUCGGAAUUGAAGGAGAUCAGUGGAAACUUCUACGUGACUUUGACAUCAAAUUGAAGAGUUUUGUGGAACUGACAGAUGUUGCCAAUGAAAAGUUGAAAUGUACAGAGACGUGGAGCCUCAAUGGUCUGGUUAAACAUCUCUUAGGCAAACAGCUUCUAAAAGACAAGUCUAUCCGCUGUAGCAAUUGGAGUAAGUUUCCUCUCAGCGAGGACCAGAAACUUUACGCAGCCACCGAUGCUUAUGCUGGUCUCAUAAUUUUUCAAAAAUUAAAAAAUUUGGAUGAUGCUGUGCAGAUGUUUACUUUAAAUAAAGAGGAGCAAAUUCUACCCAGUGAUGUGCAAAAACAGUUGAAUUUAAUCUCUGAAGAGAUGAUGGAUCUGGCUGAGCAUCUUCCUGACACUUUCAGAAAAUUGGAAAAUCCGCAGAGGAUUCCUGUACUAUUGAAGGCUAUUACAGAACAUCUGUAUUCAUUGAGGAAGAUAAUAUUUGAUUCCACCAACACUGAGACAGAACUGAGACCUAGCAGUAGUGUUGAUUUGCCAUCAGAUGGUGCAGCUGCUGGUACAGUACAAUGGAAAGACAUGAGAGAACAGAAAAUCUUGGCUAAAGAUGAGAAGUGGGACCCACUACUUGAUAAUUUAAUUGAACAGGAUGGGGAAAAUGGAUUUGAUGAAGAAGUGAAACAAGAAGAUGAGUUUGAAGAUGAGAUAGAAAACAAAUUCAAAGAAAAUUCAGAAAGAAUUUGUUGGGCAUCAUUAGGUACUACAGAAUGUGAACUCCAGCUCUUACAACAGCAGUCUCGAGAGGACAAUCUUGAUGUUACUUACACUUCUUCUGAGGUACUAAAUAAUGAGAACACGAAUUUUUUUAUUGACUCGAGCACUCAUUUGUCUUCAAAAGAUAAUGAAGAAGAUAUAUCAUACAUAAUUGAAAGUGAUGAAGAAUUAGAAAUGGAGAUGCUUAAGUCUUUAGAAAACCUAAAUAGUGACACGAUAGAACCAAUGCAUUCUAACCACCUCGAAAUGGAAAGAAAUCUGAAUCUUCCUACUGAUGAAAAUGAUGAAGAUGAAAAUGAAGGUAUUGAAGAGGAAGAAGAAAAUGAGGACCAUUCUGUGCCAGAACCUAAUGCAGAACAAAUUAAUUGCCUUAAGACCUAUUUUGGGCAUUCCAGUUUUAAACCGGUUCAAUGGAAAGUGAUUCAUUCUGUAUUGGAAGAAAAACGGGAUAAUGUUGUUGUCAUGGCAACUGGGUAUGGAAAAAGUUUGUGCUUCCAGUAUCCACCUGUAUUUGUAGGCAAAAUUGGCCUUGUCAUUUCACCUCUUAUUUCUUUGAUGGAAGACCAAGUGCUCCAGCUUGAAAUGUCCAACAUUCCAGCUUGUUUUCUUGGAUCAGCACAAUCAAAAAAUGUUCUUGAAGAUAUUAAAUUAGGCAAAUACCGUAUUGUAUACAUAACUCCAGAAUUCUGCUCAGGCAACUUGAACCUUCUAAAGGAACUUGAUGCCAUUAUUGGUAUCACACUUAUUGCUGUGGAUGAAGCUCACUGUAUUUCAGAGUGGGGGCAUGAUUUUAGAAAUUCCUUUAGGACUUUAGGUUCUCUAAAGACAAUACUCCCAUUGGUUCCAAUUGUUGCACUGACUGCUACUGCAAGUUCUGCAAUCCGAGAAGAUAUUGUACGUUGCUUAAAAUUAAAGACUCCUCAGAUUACCUGUACUGGUUUUGAUCGACCAAACUUAUAUUUAGAAGUUGGACGUAAAACAGGAAAUAUCCUCCAGGACCUGAAACAAUUUCUUAUAAAAAAUGAAAGUUCUGCCUGGGAAUUUGAAGGUCCAACUAUCAUCUACUGCCCAUCCAGAAAAAUGACUGAACAAGUUACAGCUGAACUUAGGAAACUGAAAAUAUCCUGUGGAACGUAUCAUGCAGGCAUGGGUAUUAAAGCACGGAAGGAAAUUCAUCAUAGGUUCAUGAGAGAUGAAAUUCAGUGUGUCAUAGCUACCAUUGCUUUUGGAAUGGGCAUUAAUAAAGCUGACGUUCGCAAAGUCGUUCAUUAUGGUGUUCCUAAGGAAAUGGAAUCAUACUACCAGGAGAUUGGUCGAGCUGGCCGUGAUGGCCUUCAAAGUUCUUGUCACCUGCUCUGGACUCCAGCAGACAUUAAUAUCAAUAGGUACCGCCUUAGUGAAAUACGCAAUGAAAAAUUUCGAUUGUACAAAUUAAAGAUGAUGGCAAAGAUGGAAAAAUACCUUCAUUCGAGCAGGUGUAGACGACAAAUCAUCUUGUCUCAUUUUGAAGACAGACAUCUACGAAAGGCUUCCAUGGGUAUUAUGGGAACUGAACAAUGCUGUGAUAACUGCAAAUCCAGAUUAAGUCAUUGUUUUUCCACUGAAGACUCAGAUGAUACAUCACAGGACUUUGGUCCACAGGCAUUCCAGCUGCUAUCUGCUGUGGACACUUUAGGAGGAAAGUUUGGAAUUGGGGUUCCCAUUUUAUUUCUCCGAGGAUCUAAUUCUCAGCGUCUUGCAGAUAAGUAUCGUGGCCACAAGUUUUUUGGCUCUGGCAAGAAUCAAACAGAGAACUGGUGGAGGGCUUUUUCUCAUCAGCUCGUAACUGAAGGAUUCUUGCAGGAAGUUUCUAGGACUAACAAAUUUAUAAAGAUCUGCAAGCUUACACAAAAGGGUAGAACCUGGCUUGAUAAAGCUAAUAAAGAAUCUCAUCAGAGCCUUAUUCUCCAGGCUAAUGAAGAAUUGUGUUCACAGAAGUUGCUACUGCUAAGUUCUAAAACUAUAUCAUCAGUCAGUGACCAAUAUCCUAAUGAAGUAUCAUUUGGAUUAACUGCAGAGAAGAAGUCUAAUUUGGAGAAGAUGUAUUCUUACAAGCCAUGUGAUAAAAUAUCUUCUGUGAGUAACAUUCCUAAAAAAAGUGUCAUGGUGUCAUCCCCAGGAAAAUGCCUUCCUGUAUCUUACAAGCUUUCAGAACCUGUUAUUUCAGCCCAAGAACAAAAGCAUCAGACUAUGCUAUACAGCAAAUUGGUGGAAGCCAGGCAGAAGCAAUCCAGUAAAAUGGAUGUUCCUCCAGCUAUUCUAGCAACCAAUAAGAUACUACUAGAUAUGGCCAAAAUAAGACCUACUACAAUUGAAAAUGUGAAAAGGAUUGAUGGUGUUUCAGAAGGCAAAGCUACUAUGUUGGCUUCGCUGAUAGAAGUCAUCAAGCAAUUCUGUGAAGGAAAUAGUAUGCAGACAGAUAUUUUUUCAAGCACAGAACCUCAAGAAGAACAGAAGACUUUGGUCACAAACAGUGAAGGUUGCUCACUUUCCCAGUCUGGGUUCCUCACUUACUCUUUAUUCCAAGAAAAGAAGAUGUCUUUAGUGAAUAUAGCUGAUAACAGGACUCUGCCUCUCACAACAGUUGGCAUGCAUUUAUCCCAAGCGAUGAAAGCUGGCUACCCACUGGAUGUGGAGCGAGCAGGCCUGACUCCAGAGGUUCAGAAGAUUAUAGCAGAUGUUAUCCGAAACCCUCCCAUCAACUCAGAUAUGAAAAAACUGAGACUAAUUAAAACAUUGGUUCCUGCAAAUAUUGACAUGUACCUCAUCCACAUGGCAAUUGAGAUCCUGAAAAAAGAGGAGAGCAGCAGACUACUCUGCCAACCUUCAUGUGAUGCCAACAAAAAGAGAUGUUUCCCCAACUCUAAAGAGAGCUGUUCAGAUUCCAAGAGAAUCAAAGAAGAAGCAGGCGCUAAUACCAAGACUUCAACUGAAACCUCAAAAAGAAAAUUACCUGCGUGGUUUGCCAAGGGAAAUGAAGCAGCUAAUACCAACAAGAAAGCAAUUGUAAAAACAAAAAAGAAGGGUCUUUUUAGUUAA
Messenger RNA from Elephantulus edwardii (Cape elephant shrew), 4266 nucleotides. RefSeq names its product Werner syndrome, RecQ helicase-like (gene WRN). Bases 1 to 4266 code for a protein of 1421 amino acids. Gene Ontology annotation, cellular component: chromosome; cytoplasm; nucleus. Gene Ontology annotation, molecular function: ATP binding; nucleic acid binding; 3'-5' exonuclease activity. Lineage: Eukaryota; Metazoa; Chordata; Mammalia; Macroscelidea; Macroscelididae. The record is from RefSeq and is a predicted model, not a curated record. Gene Ontology annotation, biological process: DNA replication; telomere maintenance; double-strand break repair via homologous recombination. The transcript has 33 exons.